AUGAGCAUGUAAAAAACUACUGUUGACUUUUUAAUAGUUGGGGCAGGCUCUGCUGGCUGUGUUUUAGCUAAUAGACUUUCAAAAAAUUUAAGCCAAAAAGUUGCUUUAGUUGAGUACGGACCUAAAGAUAAUAGUUCUCUGAUUCAUUUACCUAUUGGUUUUCCUUUACUUAUUGGAUAAUGGGUUGGCAAGAAAUAUAUCUAUCCUAAUUUAAGAAGCGAAAGUGAGAAAGAAUUAAAUGGAAGAACCACAUAUUAGCCUAGGGGGAGAACACUAGGUGGUUCUAGCUCUAUCAAUGCUAUGAUUUACAUUCGAGGCAACAAGUAUGAUUAUAACCUAUGGGAUUAAGAGGUAAAAGGAAAAGGAAAUUGGUCUUACGACAAGGUUUUACCCGUUUUUAAAAGCUUAGAAAAUAAUCAACACUAUAUUAAUAAUCCUUAUCAUGGCAAUAAAGGUGAACUAGGUGUAACUACUCCAUAAUUUGUUUGCGAUACUACAAAAGAAUACUUAAAAAGCUGUUAAGAAGCUGGCAUUAAAAAUAUCGAUGAUUUUAAUGGUGAUAGCUAAGAAGGAUCAGGAAUAUAUUAAAGAACCAUAUUUAAUGGUGAAAGAUGUUCAAGUGCAAAAGCCUUUUUGACUAAAGAUAUUAAAGAUAGAAAAAAUUUAGCUAUCCUCACUGAAUUAAAGGCUUCUUAAAUUAUUUUCGAUCACCAGAAAAAUGCUUAAGGUGUUAUUUUCAUAAAUUCUAAAGGAGAAAAAUAAUAUAUCGAAGCCUAAAAAGAGGUGAUAAUUUGUGCUGGUGCAUUUGGCUCACCACAGCUUUUGUAAUUAUCUGGAGUAGGAGAUGCUAAGGAGCUAAGCGAAUAGAAUAUUAAAGUACAACACAAUUUACCUGGAGUAGGUAAGAACCUAUAAGAUCACUUAGAUAUCAUAGUUUAAGCAUAUUUGAAAGAAGGAGAUUUAGGUAGUGUUCAUCAUUCAGUUUUAAAGGAAUAGAUAAAGCAUGGUAUUAAAUACUACUUUAAAGGGGAAAAAGAAAACAGUUUCUUUUCAUCUAAUUUAGGUGAAGGUGGUGCAUUUUUUAAAGUAAAUGAAGAUUCCCAACAUGCUGAUACCUAAUUUCACUAUGCUCCUUGCAUAGUUGUCGACCAUGCAUAGAGAAUUGAGUAUGCUAAAGGAGUUACUUUACACUCAUGUUAUUUGAAUCCAAAAAGCAGAGGAUCUGUUAGUCUAAAAGAUAAGAACCCUCUUUCGUAUCCAAAAAUUAAAAUGAAUUAUCUUUCAGAUCCAAGAGACUUGCAAAUGAUGGUAAGAGGAGUUAAAAAAGCGCAUUAAGUAUUUACAUAAACAAGAUUUAAAGACUUGAUAAGCAACUUAGGAUAAAUAACUGUUCAAAAUCCUUCUGAUAAGUUUUGGGAAGAUUUUAUAAGAGCUAAGGCAGAAACAGUUUAUCACCCAGUAGGAACUUGUAAAAUGGGAUUAGAUGAUAUGUCUGUUGUUAAUGAAGAGCUUAAGGUGCAUGGAAUAAAUAAAUUAAGAGUAGCAGAUGCUUCAAUCAUGCCCUACGUAGUGAGUGGCAAUACCAAUGCUCCAACUAUGAUGAUAGCUCAAAAGUGUGCUGAAAACAUUAUUAAAGACUAUAAAUUAUGA
This is a messenger RNA of Tetrahymena thermophila SB210, 1650 nucleotides long. Its product is annotated as GMC oxidoreductase family protein. The record is from RefSeq and is a predicted model, not a curated record. Gene Ontology annotation, molecular function: flavin adenine dinucleotide binding; oxidoreductase activity, acting on CH-OH group of donors. NCBI's taxonomy places the organism in Eukaryota, Ciliophora, Oligohymenophorea, Hymenostomatida, Tetrahymenidae. The transcript has a single exon.